This is a messenger RNA of Sceloporus undulatus (fence lizard), 2059 nucleotides long. RefSeq names its product leucine rich repeat containing 73 (gene LRRC73). The record is from RefSeq and is a predicted model, not a curated record. Gene Ontology annotation, molecular function: protein binding. Bases 698 to 1609 code for a protein of 303 amino acids. Lineage: Eukaryota; Metazoa; Chordata; Lepidosauria; Squamata; Phrynosomatidae. The transcript has 6 exons.
AUUUUCUUGCAUGGCAGGCGGUUGGAUUAGAUGGCCCUUGAAGUCUCUUCCAUCACUGUAAUUCAUUCUGUCUGUUUGUCUAUCUAUAUUAAUAUAAUUAUAUAUUAGUAUCAAUUAUAUAUCUCUCACACACAUUCCUUCAUGGCAUGGCAGAGGUUUGGACUGGAUGGUUCUUGAGGUCUCUCCCAGCUCUAUAAUUCUAUAUAUGUUCAUGUAACAACUUGGCUGGGAUUUUUUGCUCCCAUCCAAAUCCUGCUCUGGAUUAAGAUCCCUGGUUUUGGCAUUCUGGAUCUCUUCUGUCAGCAUCCUGAGUCCGCACACCUGGCUAUUCUGAGGGGCUGAUCCAGAUCAUACUCCAGUUUUGAACCUGCCAGACAGUGUUCAUCUGGGUUCCCUCUUUCUCUCUCUCUCUCUCUGCUCUUGUCUUGGGAUUUGUGCAGAAUCUCCCUCCUUUCCAGCACAGAUCCAGUCUGAGCGAGACGGGAAAGCAGUGCUUACCUGAAUUUGCAGCUAGGGCCUUGUGACUCUGAUCCAGGAUUGGUGCCUUUCAUGUGGCAGAGUCGCCCUCAACUUUGCACCGCCUUUGCACACUCCUCGCAGGCACCUUUGCAUUGCAAAGCUGUCAGUCCGGAUUGCCCCUUCCUUGCCUGGAUCCUGAAAGGGUUUUGCUUGCUUGCCAAAGGUAGGAAGGAGGAAGAUGCUGCCAGGGUCCAUCCAGAUCUCUGGGGAGACUUUAUCCAGCGCUGAGAUCCGCGACAUCUGCGAAAGCCUCAGAGAGAACUCCAUCAAACUCCUGUCCCUCCGGGGCUGCCAGCUCUCCGACCGGGAUUUUGGCCGGAUUUGCCGAGGGGUGGCCGAGUCACACUCUCUGGCCCAACUCAACCUCAACCUGGGGAUUGUCUCCAACAUCAACCGGGUCAAGCAGCUGGCUGAAGCCCUCAAGACCAACCGCUCCGUCCAGUCUUUGUUCCUCCAUGGAAGUCCCCUGACCGAUGCUGGUCUAGCGUUCCUCAAUCCGGCACUCUCCAUCCAUCCCUCACUAGUUGCUUUGGACCUGGGGGACUGCAUGCUGGGUGAUGAAGGUAUCAACUUGAUCUGUGGCCUUCUGCCUCCUGAUGGAGCCAAGUCAGGUUUGAAGGAGCUGACCCUAAGUGCUAACCCUGGCAUCACAGCCAAAGGAUGGGGGCGCCUGGCUAUUGCAGUGGCUCACAGUUCCCAGGUGCGAGUGUUGAACUUGGACUACAACCCCCUAGGUGACCAGAUAGCGGCAAUGCUGGCAGUUUCUGUGGCAUCCAGUCGGACCCUAGAGGUUUUGGACUUGGAAGGAACAGGACUUACCAACCAAUCAGCCUUGAUUCUGCUGGACAUGGUGGAAAACUAUCCAACAGCUUUGCGGACGUUGAUCCUGGCGGAAAACAACAUCAGCCCUGAACUCCAGCAGCAAAUCUCUGACCUUCUUUCUGAGGGUGAGGAAGAGGAGGAGACGGAGACUCGUGAAGUCAUGGCCAGAGAGAAGAACUCCUGGAUCUGUCAGAGCAAUUCCAGUUCCCAAAUGGUUUUGGUAACAUCCGGCCUUGGUGAAAGUCUCCUAGCAGAAACAGAGAUGUGAUCAGGAAACUCCAGUAGCCUCUGAUGAGAAAUAUAAUUCCAUGUAUGUGGAAAGACUGUGUGCUUAUAGAAAUGCAUUCACACAAUUAUGUGUGAAUGUCAACUGUGCUUGUGUGUUUGCAAGUGAGUGUAUACACUAGGCCAGUCUGAAAGCUCAUAUGCCCAUGUGCAAUUGCUAGACCUGCUCGGACUGCAGAUCCACACACUGUGUCUUACUGAAGUCACCUUUUAGCUCUACACUGGUACCUGACCCAAAUUAACCUGUGUUCUAUGACUGUCAGUUACUUGUGAUCGUCCCAUUGCUGUAUUUUUCAACCUCUCCACCCCACUCUCAUCUGAUCUUUUGGGGAGGUUCUAUUUAUUCAGAUGUGUAUAUUUAUGUAUAACAGAUACUCUUUUUAUUGCUUAUAUCUAUGUCCUGAGUAGAAUUUUAUAAAAUUCACAGAAAUGA